Molecule: messenger RNA, 6558 nt
Organism: Hippoglossus stenolepis (Pacific halibut)
Lineage: Eukaryota; Metazoa; Chordata; Actinopteri; Pleuronectiformes; Pleuronectidae
Gene: brd2a
Product: bromodomain containing 2a
Exons: 12
Coding region: 2021-4543 (840 amino acids)
Biological process (GO): chromatin remodeling; regulation of DNA-templated transcription
Cellular component (GO): nucleus; chromatin
Source: RefSeq, a predicted model, not a curated record
AGGUAUUGUGAUUCAGGGGGACGCUGGGAGAAUACAACCUAAACGUGAAGCGCUGUAGGAUCAGCCUCCUCCACUUUGACUCAGGGCUUCCUCGCUGCCUCUGCGCAGGCGCACGGGUCUCGAUGGAAAACAAGACCCUGGGAUCCGGAGGAAUCGUCUUCUGGACAAAGUUGAUAUUCGCGACGCGUUUGAGACGCAAACGUCGCGGAGGAUUCUUCCCUUCGGUGCAGGAUUAACGUCACGAUGGAGGAAAACCAGGGAACAACUCAGUCAACGACCCUGGAAUCCUCCUCGUCAUGUGACCGCCUCUGACCAAUCGGAGCGCACGAAAGGAAGCGGACGGUUCUAGCUUUGUUCGGAUUUUCUUGCAACUUUGUCCCCAAAGUGAGCUCGAAUCCCGGCGCGCAUCGGCCCGCGAGGGCGCGGAUCUACCGGAGGAGACGUUUUUAUUUGAAAGGAUGAAACACGGAAGUUAUAUUUAUAUUUUUUGCGCAGUGCCACGUGUUCAGGUUUGACGAAGAGUGCGCUGCUGCGUCACAUGACUCCCCUCCCCCACCAGCAGCAGAGGGGGAAGAAGGCGGCGGACAUGUUGGAGGGAAAUGUGUUGGUUAAAGAGAAUCCAGCUGGAAGACGAGAAGAUUAUUUGAAGAAAGGUUUCGCUUUGUUUUGGAAUUUACCUCUCGACUCUUGUAUUUAUUUGAAUCCCAAGUUCCUUUUGUUUUUUUACUACCAUACUUAAAAAAAUUACUUUUUUUUUUAGGAUGUUUAAACUUUUUAAAAACGUUUUUACGGAAUUAACUCGUGAAGUAAUCUUGUAUUUAAUCCUGCGAGGACCCAGUUUAACCUCCGUGGUUUAUUUGAGUGACAUUGUGGGGUGUCUGUAACCUUGCUGUGGGGGAUGGGCGCAUGUGCUUCUCUAACUCUUAUCUGGUUGUUUUUGUGACUUUCUACAGAUGAUCUUUAUAGAUUCGGUCUUUCUGUGGUUUUCGUAGUUGUGGAUUCAACAAUUCGUGUAAAGCCUUAAAGGCCAGGUAUAGUACUUGUAUUUCCAAACUCGGCCUAGAUUAAUAUUCUUGUGGUCAAAUUGAGAUCUUUGUGUUUUAAUUGUCAAGUUGUUUGGACCAAAGGAAUUUGAAGUUGGUUAAAAUGUGUUGUGAGGUCAGUUGAGCAAAGUGCUUCGUCAUUCAGCUGGUUUUGGGUCUUGUGCGCGUGCUACUGGGGCCUUUGUGUGGAAGCAGUUUACUGCGUCGUCAUUGUGGGUCCAGUUGGAUUUGUUAGCUUUAUUCUUGUAUAACGUGUGUUCGAAGCCUCGUGUGUUUUCUUCUGUUUGCAGCAGCAGAGGAUGCGACUCGUCCACAUGUGUUAAUGUUUAUCAUAAUGUUUUACUCGAGUUAUUUCUUAUAAUUCGGUUGGAACACUCAAACAUGGCGGCGAUGUUGCGGACGUUCUGGUGAGUGGGGAGAGGCUCUCGGAUCUUCAGGGAUACGCGUGACCCGGCGGAAGAACCAAUCAGCUUGUUAGUAUUCGCGCUGGAAGCCCGCGUUAGACCAGUAUCGUCCAAUCGUCGUCGUCGCUUUGCACACGUUGACGUAAUGUAGUGCGAGGAGGAGGAGGGCGACUUCCAUUUUGUACAGGACCCAAAGCGGAGCUAAUCACAGGCCGUGUUUCUGUCGGGUAGGACACGCUGAGCCAAUAGCAUUGCGCCGUUCUCUUGACUGACAGGUGAAACUUGCGAAUAGGUUGGCCCGAAAAGCUGUCAGUGUAACUCCAGCGUCCAGGGGCGUGGUAACUUUGAUGGGCACCGGGAGCAGCCAAUAAGAAGGCGGAGGGCGUGAACAUGUCGGUGCGGUGUGUCCAAUGGGGUGACCGAUGAGUCUAUAUAAGAACGGGUGUAGUCGCAGCGUCGCCAUUUCAACGAAGCAAACCGGGAGGUGUUCGCAGUGGCGGGGAGCGGAGCGAACCGACGAGCAGAGACGGGUCCUGGUUUCAGUCUAAACAAUCCGGAUCCAUCCGGACGGAUAUGGCCGUUAACCCGCUGCUUGACAGCUCCCACAUCGGGCUUGAUGUUGGCAUAAUGGGAGUCACACAGAUGGACCAGGGUUCUGGCACAGCAGGAAAACGCAUCCGAAAACCUUCACUGCUCUACGAGGGCUUUGAGAGUCCGGGGAUGCCCCCCAUCAAUCAGAUGACCCAAUCGGGACCCCCUCAACCGCUGGUGAAAGACCCCAACCGGGAGGGAAAGAUGACAAACCAACUUCAGUUCCUGCAGAAAGUCCUGCUCAAGUCCUUGUGGAGGCACCACUUUGCCUGGCCCUUCCACGAACCUGUAGACGCAGUCAAGCUCAGCCUGCCUGACUAUCACAAGAUAAUCAAAACUCCCAUGGACAUGGGAAGCAUUAAAAGGAGAUUGGAAAAUAAUUUCUACCGCAGUGCCAGUGAGUGCAUGCAGGACUUCAACACCAUGUUUACCAACUGCUACAUUUAUAACAAGCCUACAGAUGACAUAGUGCUGAUGGCCCAGUCCCUGGAGAAGGCAUUCCUACAGAAAGUUGCUCAGAUGCCCCAGGAUGAGUUGGAGCUUCCCUCAGCGCCUCUACGGAGCAAACCAAUCAAACCUGGCAAAAAGGGCAGAGGAAAUCCAGUCUCUGGAGGAGUGACAACAGCUCAUCAGGUCCCAGCUGUCUCCCAGUCAGCGUACUCUCCUCCCACCCCAGAAACACCCGACUCCAUUCUCUCCACCCCCCCACAAACACUUGUGAGCAAGAGCUUGCCCUCUGUGCUUCCAACUGAACAAAGUAUCCCCAACAUUACAAGUCUGCCUCCCACACAGCCCACUGCUAAGAAAAAAGGUGUGAAGAGGAAAGCAGACACAACCACCCCAACCACUGUGGCCAUGCCAAUCAUGAGCACAAUGGGUGUCAGCGGCAUCAGCCUUGGGAUGGGCGAUGGGCACAACUCGCCACUCACCCUGACUUCUCUUGAGGUGGACCAUAACUCCAGCCUGGGGAUGAACCAAGGCCUCGGCAUCAGCCCGGGAAUGGGGAUGGGAAUGGGAUUGGGGAUGAGUAUGGCCAUGGGUAUGGGCCGUGGAACAGUGAUGAUGGGUUCCAAAGCAUCAGCGAACAGCAGGAGAGGAGUAAGCGGCCGACCCAUCAAGCCUCCCAAGAAGGAUUUACCAGAUUCCAUACUGCCGCCACCGGUGCGCCGCAGCAAGCUGAGCCCUCAGCUACGCUACUGCAGCGGGGUCUUGAAGGAGCUGCUGUCAAAGAAGCAUGCAGCGUACGCCUGGCCGUUCUAUAAGCCCGUCGAUGCCUCAUCACUCGGUCUCCACGACUACCACGAUAUCAUCAAACAGCCCAUGGACCUCAGCACCAUCAAGCUAAAGAUGGACGGCAGAGAUUAUCGUGAUGCGCAGCAGUUCUCUGCAGACGUUAGACUGAUGUUCUCUAACUGCUACAAGUACAACCCCCCUGAUCAUGAUGUGGUGGCCAUGGCCAGGAAACUCCAGGAUGUCUUUGAGUUCUGCUUUGCAAAGAUGCCAGACGAGCCUCCAGCACCACCCAGCUCCUCAUCCUCCUCCUCCUCCUCCUCUUCCUCAUCUGAGAGUGAGCCCAGCAGUGAAAGUGAGGAGAGCGAGAGCAGCCCCAGCUCUGACUCUGAGGAGGAGAGGGCAAACCGUCUGGCGGAACUGCAAGAGCAGCUGAAAGCCGUGCACGAGCAGCUCACUGCACUCUCCCAGGGCCCCAUCGUCAAACCUAAGAAAAAGAAAGACAAGAAAGACAAGAAGAAAAAGAAGAAGACGGUAGAAAAGGAGAAGCAUCGGAGGAUAGAGGAGGAAGAGCUGCCGCCGAUCAGGCCUCCAAAAACACCCAAAAUUACCAAAACCCCAAAAACGAAGAGCAAAAGCGCUGUGGCCUGUCCUGUUAUACCGAUCAAGAAGGCCCCGAGCAAGAAAAACAACAAGAGCAAAGCCAAGAAGAGCAGCAUGAUGUUUAACUUGCCUCAGCCGGUCCAUGAUCCCAUAGUGAGUCACUUUGACUCUGACGAAGAGGAGGAGACGGCGCCCAUGUCGUAUGAUGAGAAGCGUCAGCUCAGCCUGGACAUCAACAAGCUGCCUGGCGAGAAGCUGGGCCGCGUGGUUUACAUCAUCCAGUCCCGUGAGCCCUCACUCAGAGACACCAACCCCGAGGAGAUUGAGAUCGACUUUGAGACGCUGAAGCCCUCAACGCUGCGAGAGCUGGAGAGAUAUGUCAUGACGUGUCUGAGGAAGAAACCUCGAAAGCCAUAUGCAAGUAAACAGAACAUGGCUGGCAAGUCCCGGGAAGAGCUCGCUCUGGAGAAGCAGCAGGAGCUGGAGAGAAGGUUGAUGGACGUCAGCGGGCAGCUCAACUCUGGAAAGAAGCCUCCCAAGAGCAAACAGAAACCUGCGACAGAUACCAACACCCAGCCGUCACGUCUCAGCGCCAGCAGCUCCUCCUCGGACUCCUCUUCAUCAUCCUCUUCCUCCUCAUCCUCAGACACAAGCGAAUCCGACUCCGGCUGAGAAGCGGCAGGUUUUCCACGUCAAAGGGGUCACGUGAAGGACCCUUAUUGUCUCGCUUACAAACCGAGUGGACUGAGCUGUAGUAGAUCCACCGAUGAUGGAGCCGCAGGGCGGUUCGGACGAAACCGGCACGAGACAGAACUGGUCCAACUCCUCAACGAGUGUCCAACCUAGACGGAGAGGGGCGGGGCUCUCACUGCGCUCGGCUCAUUCAUCCAGACCUGGACAGCAAACUUUGAGGGUUGAUGAAUGGAUGGAUCGUAGGAGACUCUUAGAAACGUCCUGCCGCUCUCUGGAGAACUGGCCUCGUUGUGCAGAGUGAGAAAUCUCCUGCAAACAAAGGAGAAGAGCGGCGGAUGCUUUGGAGGGAUAAAGGUGCUAGAGCCAGAAUCUGUCUUAUUUCUGGAGAUAAUUUCCCUUCUUACCGAGCUCCCUGUCCUAAUGCUGUAUAGAUGAGAUGUACAGUUAUAUAAAAAUCUAUUUUUCUUUUAUAAAGAAGCAUUUUAAUGAGCUAAUUUAUUCCCUCAUUCUGGGAAAGAUGUACUGGCGUGGGGCGGAGUUGUGGUUUGUUUAGUUUUUUGGGGGGUUAACAAAGAGGGGGUGUGUGUGUGUGUGUGUGUGUGUGUGCGUGUGUGCGUGUGUGCGCGUGUGUGUGUGUGUGUUUGUGUGUGUGUGUGCGCGUGUGUGAGAGAGAGAGAAUGAGUCAUGUAUGUGUUUGCAUGCACAUGUGUGAGUGUGUGACCCGGCACCACAAGUGCAGCCUUGUGAAAUCCCUCGUAGUUUUGACGCAGGCGUUGAAAAUCGGUCUGCACGCAGAAGCACCUUGGUUCAUUAGAAAACAGAAUGCAUGCAAUACAGAGGAGCUGACAAACACCUGCAUACUUAUGUACUACUUUACUGCAUCCUAGUGUACUCAUGUACUCGUUUAAAGGGUUGGCCACUGUACAGAAAUGUGACAUAACGCAUCAGUUUGUACGUUAAUAUUUCUGUUCUCAUGUUGGCUGUUUUUUUUUUUCAUCCCCUUUUUCAAUUUCUCUGUAAACGUGUUGCUUUUUCUCUCUCUGUGACCAAUCUGCUAAUAAAUGGUGAGGACGUGUCUUGUCCACUCACCCGUUCCUAAAUAACAUCCUGGUUCUUCUGAUUUCUUCUGCUGUUUGAUUUUGCCCAGACUUCAGUUCCAGCAAGUUGUGAGGAAAAAGCUUUUACUUUAUGUUUUUUGAUAUUUUAAUCAUUAGUUGAAGCGUUGUGGUUCUGGCUUGAUUUUUCAUGAGCCACCUGUUCUCAACACCACGGUGUCGCUAAAGUAAAAGUGCUUUGUCUUCAAACAACUCAAAGAUCAACGGCAGCUCCUGAAUGAGCGGAGUUUUUAUUAAAGAAUCGCUUUACUGAUUUGUGUGAUUUGAAAUCACAGUAAAAGAUGUUUUUACCAAGAUGGUGAGAUUCCUUUCUUCUGCAGAUGAUAAACAACAUAAAGAAAGUAAAGUUGCUGGUGGAAACAUGAAAGUGUGUUUUAUUAAUUCUUGGAUCCAGUAGAUAAAAAAAAAGUUGUCAUGUUGUGAGUAAUAAAGAUGCACUGUUGGUUUUGGUGGAAAUACUAAAAAGUAAUUUAGGUUAGGUGGGUUUUUUUUUUGUUCUUUUAAAAAUGUCUGGAUUGAGUUUGGACGAUUGUGUUUGAUUAUUUAUUUUAGGAGAAAUUUGAACAGAUUCGUUUUUUCUUUUUCAUAAUUCUGAAAGUAAUCAAAAGCUUUAAGUUAAAGUCUGAAAUAUGAAAUAAGUCAGUUUAACUGUGGGGAUUGUAGAAGUGUAAAUAUUUUACAGUCUCAAAUCUUUAAGCAUGUUUUUCUUUCCUCUUCAGAAACUUAGUUCAGAGUUUUUUCUUUGGUUUCUCUUCUGAGACUAAAAUACUCCAGUUGUCAGUCUCAUUAUUUUGCAGUUUGUCAGAAAGCUUUGUGUCUCUGUCAUUUCAUCUGAACAUCUGUACAGAAAUAAACUGAGACGUUUGUCUUUUCACCGAC